This is a messenger RNA of Pollicipes pollicipes, 907 nucleotides long. Its product is annotated as muscle-specific protein 20-like. The transcript is spliced from 6 exons. Lineage: Eukaryota; Metazoa; Arthropoda; Thecostraca; Pollicipedomorpha; Pollicipedidae. Gene Ontology annotation, molecular function: actin filament binding. The record is from RefSeq and is a predicted model, not a curated record. Bases 1 to 507 code for a protein of 168 amino acids. Gene Ontology annotation, biological process: actin filament organization. Gene Ontology annotation, cellular component: actin cytoskeleton.
AUGAAUCGCCAGGUGUUCGUUCUCAGCAUACGCGCACGACCGGACGUCGACACGUGCUCCGCCAGAAGGGUGCUGCUCAUCACAGGGCGCCGCGCCUCCCCCACACGUGGCUGGCAGACGGUGGGUCGCCGUGACCCGGGCGUGGAGGCGGAGGUGCAGCAGUGGAUCGAGACCGUCACGGGAGAGAAGUGGCCCGCUGGACAGGACUACAGCGUCACCCUCAGAGAUGGGCAGGUGCUGUGCAAAUUGAUGAACAAACUGCCACCCGGCUCCAUCAAGAAAAUCAACACGACCGGAACCUCUUUUAAGUUCAUGGAAAACAUCAAUAACUUCCAGAAGGCGAUGCUGGCGUACGGCUGUUCUGAUCUGGACAUCUUCCAAACCACGGACCUCUUUGACAAGAAGGAUAUUCCAGCCGUCACCAACUCCAUAUUCGCCCUCGGUCGACAGACAUACCAUCACCCCGAGUGGCGCGGCCCGUGGCUGGGACCCAAGCCGACAGAAUAGGCCCGAGUAUCCGGCGGAGUCGUGUUCAGGGCAGCGGUGAUCGAAGGGACGGGCAGAACACGAGCAGCUUUGGCGGCCAGAUGGUGCCACCCGCCGCAGUGGCCUUCUGCUGGCCGCCCGCCAGCACCCGUCACAGGCCGACCGUGACCUCCACGCGCUGUUCCUCCCGUCAUCUGUUUGUUCUUGCUUACUAACAUUCCGCGGUGUGUUUUGUCGCGGGAUUGGUACCAUGUUUCCAAAACGAGUUUGUCGUAAUCAUUGAUGUGAAUUCUUUAGAGAGCGCCGGAUGUAGGCAGAGCGCUGGCAAUCUCCGCUGUUCUGUUUCUCUCAAGCUGAGGGCGAGCGGGCCAUGCAUCUCAUUACGUCGUCUGCUUGGCUGUGUCGAAAUACAACUGGCUGU